CACUUUGCUUUUUCUACAAUUCAAUGCUGCCAAGUUUGCUUGUUAGGCUGAGACUCUUAUCAGAAAUUACAUUUUUAUCAUAGCUUGACGCGUCGCACUGACAAAAGAUGUGCAGUAAUGAGUUUAGACGAAUUAAAAAACAUAAUAGCGCCGACAGCAUCUAUCUCGACGAUCUUACAGUUUUUAAGUGGAACGUUGAUUUGCUUGAAAAUCGCUCGAAAUAAAAGUACAGGUGACAUUUCUCCAUUCCCCUUCAUUAGUGGAUGUUUAUCGACUAGUUUAUGGUUGCGUUACGGGUUUUACAUUGAUGAUAGUUCCAUAAUUUUAGUGAAUACGAUAGGGGCGAGCUUGUUUUUCGCCUAUGUCGUGACGUUUUUUAUUUAUAGUAUAAAGAAGUCGAUGGUGUUACGGCAGACAGUUGGGUGUACUGCUGUUUUGGUUGCGACGUUGUUGUAUGUACAAAAUCAGGAGAGUUUUGAAGAAGCUAAGAAAUGUCUGGGGAUUGUUUGCUGCAUUGUGACUAUUUUGUUUUUUGCUGCGCCAUUAGCGUCUCUCUUACAUGUAAUUAAAAUGAAAAGUACUGAAAGUUUGCCUUUUCCAAUUAUUUUGGCCAGUUUUAUAACGUCGUUGCAGUGGUUGCUGUAUGGGAUUAUUCUUGAAGAUAAGUUUAUACAGAUACCCAAUUUCCUGGGUUGUGUUCUGUCAGGAUUCCAGUUGACGCUGUUUUGUUUAUACCCCUCAACACCCAAAGGAUAUAAUAGUGAAUUUAUCUGAUUUUUACUUGUAAAUAUUUAUAUUUAAAACAAAUAAACUGUCAGCAAGUAACAUUUUAAGAUAA
Zophobas morio is the source of this 838-nucleotide messenger RNA. RefSeq names its product sugar transporter SWEET1-like. The coding region runs from base 118 to 774 and encodes 218 amino acids. The transcript is spliced from 4 exons. Gene Ontology annotation, cellular component: membrane. Lineage: Eukaryota; Metazoa; Arthropoda; Insecta; Coleoptera; Tenebrionidae. The record is from RefSeq and is a predicted model, not a curated record. Gene Ontology annotation, biological process: carbohydrate transport. Gene Ontology annotation, molecular function: sugar transmembrane transporter activity.